AGUAGCCCUACCCGUUCGCAUGUCCAACCAUUCUGCAUCGCCCGGAGUAACAGCCACGCAGACUAGAAAAAAAGGUAACACGCACUUUCUAAGGGGAGAGAGUGAGUAGGGAGGGGAGAGAGAAAAACUCCCUGGACACCGAGGGAGACUCGGGUUGAUAAAGCAAGAAAAGUUUUUUUUUUAUAAGAGAGAAAUAAGGUUUGAUUGUUAAGAAGAAGACGUGCUUUUAUCAACUGCUGGAACAGAGGAGGGGAAGAGAACACGGCCGAAGAUGCUCAAGCUGCUGUGAUAAAGUUGUUGCAACUCAGACUGCUCAUAGACAAACAGGAAGCAAAGAGACAGAGCCCUUGGCCUUGCUUGAGCAAUCCAAAGAAAACCAAGGCAGAAACAAACCACACCAGAGCAUAGACAGAGGACAAGAAAAAACACAGGAUGGCUGAGGAGGAGGAAACCAGGGAGGUGCUCUUCUCUGACUGGUCGGGUCCAGAGAAACAGGGAAUGACCCUUGAGCAGUCAGGCGAAGGAGAGAUCUAUGUCAAAGAGGUGAAAAUGGAGUCGCCUGCUGGUCGCACUGGAAGAGUACACGAGGGUGAUCAAAUUGUGGGUGCCACCAUCUAUUUUGACAACAUGAGUUCCAAGGAGACGACGGAACUCCUCAAGACCCUAAACAAACACAAGGUCGGACUGAAACUACAGAACAAGGACAAGUCACCAUGCCGCUCCCCCAUGGGCACUCUGUCACCCUGCCGCUCCCCAAUGGGAACUCUGACGUAUGAAGGGAGGCGGAGGGUUGGAGGCUCCAGCCAAGACAUUAUCCUGAGUGGGGAUGAUGAAGAUUACAAGAGAAUAUAUUCCAAGAAGAUUAAGCCCCGGCUGAAGUCUGAGGAUCUGGCGGAGGGCGUGGACGUCCGUACAGAGCGUCACAGCAGCACCAGCACCGACGGCAGCACGACCACCACCAUCACCCGUCGCAUCACUACCUACACUGUGGACAUGCCAGAGGGCGUGGACGAGCAGCUUGAUCUAACCAGCCCAGAGUUCAAAGGGCAACGGUAUGAGCAGUCAGGAGGGGGAAGCUCGUCUCAAAUGCGAGUUUUACACGGAAGCGGAAGCCCUUCAGGUAUAAGAGGUGGAUUGGAGGGGGGUGAUUUUGAACUAGGAGGUGAUGGGGUUUCUUUCACUGGGCCGGAUGUAACUAGCUCCUCUGAGAAGCACUGGAGCACUGGAGGGGUGAAGACCACCACUGUUACAAGGCAGAUAGAGGGGGGAGAUAGUGGAGCAGCAGGGAUCAGAUUCAAAGGAUCUAGCUUUGGGAUGCCUGGGGCGAAGAGUCAGCGAGAGUUUGGCCUCUAUAGAGGGGGUGAGCAGGGGGACGGGAGCUUUCAGGUUUCAGGUGACUCAGCUGACUACCAGGCAGGAUCAAUCAAUGUCACGGUCCCUGGAAAAACAACAAAUAUUUCAUCCAGCUCCAUAUCAAUGGGUAAAGGGGAGGUGAGAGGAGUAGACGUUCAUUUGCCUGGUAGGGGCAGUGCAGACUGGAAGGGUAGGGCCGGAGGUUCAGUACCUGGAAUAACCAUUAGUGAUCAACAGAUGACAGGGCCUGGGAGCACAGGUCUCUCCAGAGGCAACCAGGGUGGGGUUUCCUUACCCAACAUGCCAGGCAUUGAUACAGGCUUGAAUGGGGGCAAGAUAUCAACAGACAUAAGAGCGCCAACACUUGACAUCAAUACCUCAGGCAUGAAGGAGUCUGGCUCAGUGAAAAUGUCUGUAAAAGAAACAACAACGGAAAGCAAACUCAAAGGUGGCAUCAAAAUGCCAUCAUUUGGACUGAACACUGGAGGUGCAGACAGCGAUGGAGAUGUUAAACUACCGAAGGUGAAGGGUAGUGUAGAUAUUUCAGUACCCGGGGUAGAUGUAGAUUUAUCAGGCGCAUCUAUGAAUAUGAAAGGAGGAAAGACGAUAGGUGGUGUUUCCAUCAAAGCACCCAAAGUAGACAUUAAAGGUUCAGGUGUUGAUAUAGAAGGUCCAGAAGGCGGUUUCAAGAUACCCAAAGAAAAGAUAUCAUCAUUUGGAGUCAGAGGAGCCGAACUUGAGGGUACUGGUGUCGAUGUCAACCUACCAAAAACUGACAUUGACAUCAAAGGUCCCAAAGUAGACAUUGAAGGUCCAGAUGUUGACAUUGAAGGAUCAGGAGGAUUUAAGAUGCCAAAGAUGAAGAUGCCCUCAUUUGGAAUCAAAGGAUCUAAAGUUGAGGGAGAUGUUGAUGUCAAACUACCUAAAGGUGACAUUGACAUCAAGGGACCUAAUGUUAACAUCAAAGGUCCAGAACUUGACAUCAAAGGCCCUGAUGGGAAAAUCAAGGGUCCAAAAUUCAAGAUGCCAUCAAUGUCAGGCCCAAACAUCUCAAUGCCUGAUAUGGACAUCAAUCUGAAAGGUCCAAAGGUGAAGGGAGAUGUGGAUGUGUCAGUGCCAAAGCUAGAAGGAGACAUCAAGGCUCCCAAAGUUGACAUUAAAGGUCCAUCAAUAUCAGGACCAAAGAUCUCAAUGCCCGAUGUGGACUUCAAUCUGAAAGGCCCAAAGGUGAAGGGAGAUUUGGGUAUGUCAGGAGACCUCAAAGCACCCAAAGUAGACAUUGAAGGUCCAGAUGAUGACAUUGAAGGUUCAGGAGGAUUUAAGAUGCCAAAGAUGAAGAUGCCCUCAUUUGGAAUCAAAGGAUCUAAAUUGGAGGGAGAUGUUGAUGUCAAACUACCUAAAGGUGACAUUGACAUCAAGGGACCUAAUGUUAACAUCAAAGGUCCAGAACUUGACAUCGAAGGCCCUGAUGGGAAAAUCAAGGGUCCAAAAUUCAAGAUGCCAUCAAUGUCAGGCCCAAACAUCUCAAUGCCUGAUAUGGACAUCAAUCUGAAAGGCCCAAAGGUGAAGGGAGAUUUGGGUAUGUCAGGAGACCUCAAAGCACCCAAAGUAGACAUUGAAGGUCCGGAUGUUGACAUGGAAGGUUCAGGAGGAUUUAAGAUGCCAAAGAUGAAGAUGCCCUCAUUUGGAAUCAAAGGAUCUAAAUUGGAGGGUCCAGAUAUUGAUGUCAACCUACCAAAAGCUGACAUUGACAUCAAGGCUCCCAACGUUGACAUUAAAGGUCCAUCAAUAUCAGGACCAAACAUCUCAAUGCCCGAUGUGGACUUCAAUCUGAAAGGCCCAAAGGUGAAGGGACCAAAGAUCUCAAUGCCCGAUGUGGACUUCAAUCUGAAAGGCCCAAAGCUGAAGGGAGAUGUGGAUGUGUCAGUGCCAAAGCUUGAAGGAGACAUCAAGUCUCCCAAAGUUGACAUUGAAGGUCCAUCAAUAUCAGGACCAAAGAUCUCAAUGCCCGAUGUGGACUUCAAUCUGAAAGGCCCAAAGGUGAAGGGAGAUUUGGGUAUGUCAGGAGACCUCAAAGCACCCAAAGUAGACAUUGAAGGUCCAGAUGUUGACAUUGAAGGUUCAGGAGGAUUUAAGAUGCCAAAGAUGAAGAUGCCCUCAUUUGGAAUCAAAGGAUCUAAAUUGGAGGGUCCAGAUAUUGAUGUCAACCUUCCAAAAGCUGACAUUGACAUCAAGGCUCCCAAAGUUGACAUUAAAGGUCCCUCAAUAUCAGGACCAAAGGUCUCAAUGCCCGAUGUGGACUUCAAUCUGAAAGGCCCAAAGGUGAAGGGAGAUUUGGGUAUGUCAGGAGACCUCAAAGCACCCAAAGUAGACAUUGAAGGUCCAGAUGUUGACAUUGAAGGUUCAGGAGGAUUUAAGAUGCCAAAGAUGAAGAUGCCCUCAUUUGGAAUCAAAGGAUCUAAAUUGGAGGGUCCAGAUAUUGAUGUCAACCUUCCAAAAGCUGACAUUGACAUCAAGGCUCCCAAAGUUGACAUUAAAGGUCCCUCAAUAUCAGGACCAAAGGUCUCAAUGCCCGAUGUGGACUUCAAUCUGAAAGGCCCAAAGGUGAAGGGAGAUUUGGGUAUGUCAGGAGACCUCAAAGCACCCAAAGUAGACAUUGAAGGUCCGGAUGUUGACAUGGAAGGUUCAGGAGGAUUUAAGAUGCCAAAGAUGAAGAUGCCCUCAUUUGGAAUCAAAGGAUCUAAAUUGGAGGGUCCAGAUAUUGAUGUCAACCUACCAAAAGCUGACAUUGACAUCAAGGCUCCCAACGUUGACAUUAAAGGUCCAUCAAUAUCAGGACCAAACAUCUCAAUGCCCGAUGUGGACUUCAAUCUGAAAGGCCCAAAGGUGAAGGGACCAAAGAUCUCAAUGCCCGAUGUGGACUUCAAUCUGAAAGGCCCAAAGCUGAAGGGAGAUGUGGAUGUGUCAGUGCCAAAGCUUGAAGGAGACAUCAAGUCUCCCAAAGUUGACAUUAAAGGUCCAUCAAUAUCAGGACCAAAGAUCUCAAUGCCCGAUGUGGACUUCAAUCUGAAAGGCCCAAAGGUGAAGGGAGAUUUGGGUAUGUCAGGAGACCUCAAAGCACCAAAAGUAGGCAUUGAAGGUCCAGAUGUUGACAUUGAAGGUUCAGGAGGAUUUAAGAUGCCAAAGAUGAAGAUGCCCUCAUUUGGAAUCAAAGGAUCUAAAUUGGAGGGUCCAGAUAUUGAUGUCAACCUUCCAAAAGCUGACAUUGACAUCAAGGCUCCCAAAGUUGACAUUAAAGGUCCCUCAAUAUCAGGACCAAAGGUCUCAAUGCCCGAUGUGGACUUCAAUCUUAAAGGCCCAAAGGUGAAGGGAGAUUUGGGUAUGUCAGGAGACCUCAAAGCACCCAAAGUAGACAUUGAAGGUCCGGAUGUUGACAUGGAAGGUUCAGGAGGAUUUAAGAUGCCAAAGAUGAAGAUGCCCUCAUUUGGAAUCAAAGGAUCUAAAUUGGAGGGUCCAGAUAUUGAUGUCAACCUACCAAAAGCUGACAUUGACAUCAAGGCUCCCAACGUUGACAUUAAAGGUCCAUCAAUAUCAGGACCAAAGAUCUCAAUGCCCGAUGUGGACUUCAAUCUGAAAGGCCCAAAGGUGAAGGGAGAUGUGGAUGUGUCAGUGCCAAAGCUAGAAGGAGACAUCAAGGCUCCCAAAGUUGACGUUAAAGGUCCAUCAAUAUCAGGUCCAAAGAUCUCAAUGCCCGAUGUGGACUUCAAUCUGAAAGGCCCAAAGGUGAAGGGAGAUUUGGGUAUGUCAGGAGACCUCAAAGCACCAAAAGUAGGCAUUGAAGGUCCAGAUGUUGACAUUGAAGGUUCAGGAGGAUUUAAGAUGCCAAAGAUGAAGAUGCCCUCAUUUGGAAUCAAAGGAUCUAAAUUGGAGGGUCCAGAUAUUGAUGUCAACCUUCCAAAAGCUGACAUUGACAUCAAGGCUCCCAAAGUUGACAUUAAAGGUCCCUCAAUAUCAGGACCAAAGGUCUCAAUGCCCGAUGUGGACUUCAAUCUUAAAGGCCCAAAGGUGAAGGGAGAUUUGGGUAUGUCAGGAGACCUCAAAGCACCCAAAGUAGACAUUGAAGGUCCGGAUGUUGACAUGGAAGGUUCAGGAGGAUUUAAGAUGCCAAAGAUGAAGAUGCCCUCAUUUGGAAUCAAAGGAUCUAAAUUGGAGGGUCCAGAUAUUGAUGUCAACCUACCAAAAGCUGACAUUGACAUCAAGGCUCCCAACGUUGACAUUAAAGGUCCAUUAAUAUCAGGACCAAAGAUCUCAAUGCCCGAUGUGGACUUCAAUCUGAAAGGCCCAAAGGUGAAGGGACCAAAGAUCUCAAUGCCCGAUGUGGACUUCAAUCUGAAAGGCCCAAAGGUGAAGGGAGAUGUGGAUGUGUCAGUGCCAAAGCUUGAAGGAGACAUCAAGUCUCCCAAAGUUGACAUUAAAGGUCCAUCAAUAUCAGGACCAAAGAUCUCAAUGCCCGAUGUGGACUUCAAUCUGAAAGGCCCAAAGGUGAAGGGAGAUUUGGGUAUGUCAGGAGACCUCAAAGCACCCAAAGUAGACAUUGAAGGUCCAGAUGUUGACAUUGAAGGUUCAGGAGGAUUUAAGAUGCCAAAGAUGAAGAUGCCCUCAUUUGGAAUCAAAGGAUCUAAAUUGGAGGGUCCAGAUAUUGAUGUCAACCUUCCAAAAGCUGACAUUGACAUCAAGGCUCCCAAAGUUGACAUUAAAGGUCCCUCAAUAUCAGGACCAAAGGUCUCAAUGCCCGAUGUGGACUUCAAUCUGAAAGGCCCAAAGGUGAAGGGAGAUUUGGGUAUGUCAGGAGACCUCAAAGCACCCAAAGUAGACAUUGAAGGUCCAGAUGUUGACAUUGAAGGUUCAGGAGGAUUUAAGAUGCCAAAGAUGAAGAUGCCCUCAUUUGGAAUCAAAGGAUCUAAAUUGGAGGGUCCAGAUAUUGAUGUCAACCUUCCAAAAGCUGACAUUGACAUCAAGGCUCCCAAAGUUGACAUUAAAGGUCCCUCAAUAUCAGGACCAAAGGUCUCAAUGCCCGAUGUGGACUUCAAUCUGAAAGGCCCAAAGGUGAAGGGAGAUUUGGGUAUGUCAGGAGACCUCAAAGCACCCAAAGUAGACAUUGAAGGUCCGGAUGUUGACAUGGAAGGUUCAGGAGGAUUUAAGAUGCCAAAGAUGAAGAUGCCCUCAUUUGGAAUCAAAGGAUCUAAAUUGGAGGGUCCAGAUAUUGAUGUCAACCUACCAAAAGCUGACAUUGACAUCAAGGCUCCCAACGUUGACAUUAAAGGUCCAUCAAUAUCAGGACCAAAGAUCUCAAUGCCCGAUGUGGACUUCAAUCUGAAAGGCCCAAAGGUGAAGGGAGAUGUGGAUGUGUCAGUGCCAAAGCUUGAAGGAGACAUCAAGUCUCCCAAAGUUGACAUUAAAGGUCCCUCAAUAUCAGGUCCAAAGAUCUCAAUGCCCGAUGUGGACUUCAAUCUGAAAGGCCCAAAGGUGAAGGGAGAUUUGGGUAUGUCAGGAGACCUCAAAGCACCCAAAGUAGACAUUGAAGGUCCAGAUGUUGACAUUGAAGGUUCAGGAGGAUUUAAGAUGCCAAAGAUGAAGAUGCCCUCAUUUGGAAUCAAAGGAUCUAAAUUGGAGGGUCCAGAUAUUGAUGUCAACCUUCCAAAAGCUGACAUUGACAUCAAGGCUCCCAAAGUUGACAUUAAAGGUCCCUCAAUAUCAGGACCAAAGGUCUCAAUGCCCGAUGUGGACUUCAAUCUGAAAGGCCCAAAGGUGAAGGGAGAUUUGGGUAUGUCAGGAGACCUCAAAGCACCCAAAGUAGACAUUGAAGGACCAGAUGUUGACAUUGAAGGUUCAGGAGGAUUUAAGAUGCCAAAGAUGAAGAUGCCCUCAUUUGGAAUCAAAGGAUCUAAAUUGGAGGGUCCAGAUAUUGAUGUCAACCUUCCAAAAGCUGACAUUGACAUCAAGGCUCCCAAAGUUGACAUUAAAGGUCCCUCAAUAUCAGGACCAAAGGUCUCAAUGCCCGAUGUGGACUUCAAUCUGAAAGGCCCAAAGGUGAAGGGAGAUUUGGGUAUGUCAGGAGACCUCAAAGCACCCAAAGUAGACAUUGAAGGUCCGGAUGUUGACAUGGAAGGUUCAGGAGGAUUUAAGAUGCCAAAGAUGAAGAUGCCCUCAUUUGGAAUCAAAGGAUCUAAAUUGGAGGGUCCAGAUAUUGAUGUUAACCUACCAAAAGCUGACAUUGACAUCAAGGCUCCCAACGUUGACAUUAAAGGUCCAUCAAUAUCAGGACCAAAGAUCUCAAUGCCCGAUGUGGACUUCAAUCUGAAAGGCCCAAAGGUGAAGGGACCAAAGAUCUCAAUGCCCGAUGUGGACUUCAAUCUGAAAGGCCCAAAGCUGAAGGGAGAUGUGGAUGUGUCAGUGCCAAAGCUAGAAGGAGACAUCAAGUCUCCCAAAGUUGACAUUAAAGGUCCAUCAAUAUCAGGACCAAAUAUCUCAAUGCCCGAUGUAGACUUCAAUCUUAAAGGCCCAAAGGUGAAGGGAGAUUUGGGUAUGUCAGGAGACCUCAAAGCACCCAAAGUAGGCAUUGAAGGUCCAGAUGUUGACAUUGAAGGUUCAGGAGGAUUUAAGAUGCCAAAGAUGAAGAUGCCCUCAUUUGGAAUCAAAGGCUCUAAAUUGGAGGGUCCAGAUGUUGAUGUCAACCUACCAAAAGCUGACAUUGACAUCAAAGUGCCAAAAGUUGACAUUGAAGGUCCAGAACUUGACAUUGAAGGCCCUGAUGGUAAAAUCAAAGGUCCGAAAUUCAAGAUGCCAUCAGUGUCAGGACCAAAGAUCUCAAUGCCUGACAUGGACUUCAAUCUGAAAGGCCCGAAGAUGAAGGGAGAUAUUGAUAUGUCAGGAGACUUCAAAGCACCCAAAGUAGACAUUGAAGGACCAGAUGUUGACAUUGAAGGUUCAGGAGGAUUUAAGAUGCCAAAGAUGAAGAUGCCCUCAUUUGGAAUCAAAGGAUCUAAAUUGGAGGGUCCAGAUAUUGAUGUCAACCUACCAAAAGCUGACAUUGACAUCAAGGCUCCUAAAGUUGAUAUUAAAGUUCCAUCAAUAUCAGGACCAAAGAUCCCAAUGCCCGAUGUGGACUUUAAUAUAAAAGGGCCGAAGGUGAAGGGAGAGGUGGACGUGUCAUUGCCAAAGAUCAAAGGAGACCUCAAAGCACCCAAAGUAGAUAUUGAAGGACCAGAUGUUGACAUUGAAGGUUCAGGUGGAAUUAAAAUGCCAAAGAUAAAGAUGCCGUCUAUGUCUGGCCCCAAAUUGUCAAUGCCUGAUGUUGAUUUCAGUGUCAAAGGGCCAAAGUUCAAAGGGGGAGUUGAGGGAGAAAUGAGUACACCCAAAGCUGAAUUUGAUGGAUUGGAUAUCUCAGUAGAGAGUCCUGACAUUGCACCAAAGAAGUCUAAGUUCAAAAUGCCAAAGUUUGGAUUCAAAGGGCCCAAAGUCAAGUCUCCUGAGGUUGAUGUAAAGCUAGCAAAAGCCGAUAUCAAUAUCAAAGCACCGAAAGGUAGUCUUCCAGACCUUGACCUUGAUAUUGGGGCUACCAGCCCUAAAGUCAAAGGAUCCAAAUUCAAAAUGCCUAAAUUUGGAUUCAAAAGCCCGAAGGUAGAGAUACCAGAUGUAGAUAUUAACCUUCCUAAAGCUGACAUUGACUUCAAGGGACCCAGUGUCGAUAUUAAAGGUCCUCAUAUUGACAUUGAAAGUCCUGAUGGCAAAAUCAAGGGCCCAAAAAACAAGAUGCCAACAAUAUCAGGACCAAAGGUCUCCAUGCCUGAUGUGGAUUUCAACCUAAAAGGUACAAAGAUGAAAGGAGAUAUCAAUAUACCAGUCCCCAAGAUCGAAGGAGACAUCAAAGGUACAAACCUAGACAUUGAAGGUCCAGAUGGUAAAAUCAAAGGGCCAAAAUUCAAGAUGCCAUCUAUUUCAGGACCAAACAUCUCAAUGCCUGACAUGGACUUCAACCUGAAAGGUCCAAAGGUGAAGGGAGAUUUUGAUGUGUCAGGAGACCUCAAAGCACCCAAAGUAGGUGUUGAAGGUCCAGAUGUUGACAUUGAAGGUUCAGGAGGAUUUAAGAUGCCAAAGAUGAAGAUGCCCUCAUUUGGAUUCAAAGGACCAAAAGUUGAGGGAGAUUUUGACGUCAAUCUACCUAAAGGCGACAUUGACAUUGAAGGUCCAGAAAUUGACAUUGAAGGUCCAGAUGGUAAAAUCAAAGGGCCAAAAUUCAAGAUGCCAUCAAUAUCUGGACCAAAGAUCUCUAUGCCUGAUGUGGACUUCAACCUGAAAGGUCCAAAGGUGAAAGGAGAUGUCAAUGUUUCAGUCCCCAAGAUUGAAGGAGACAUCAAAGGUCCAAACCUAGACAUUGAAGGUCCAGAUGGUAAAAUCAAAGGGCCGAAAUUCAAGAUGCCAUCAAUAUCAGGACCAAACAUCUCAAUGCCUGACAUGGACUUCAACCUGAAAGGUCCAAAGGUGAAGGGAGAUUUUGAUAUGUCAGGAGAUCUCAAAGCACCCAAAGUAGGUGUUGAAGGUCCAGAUGUUGACAUUGAAGGUUCAGGAGGAUUUAAGAUGCCAAAGAUGAAGAUGCCCUCAUUUGGAUUCAAAGGACCAAAAGUUGAGGGAGAUUUUGACGUCAAUCUACCUACAGGCGACAUUGACAUUGAAGGUCCAGAAAUUGACAUUGAAGGUCCAGAUGGUAAAAUCAAAGGGCCAAAAUUCAAGAUGCCAUCAAUAUCUGGACCAAAGAUCUCUAUGCCUGAUGUGGACUUCAACCUGAAAGGUCCAAAGGUGAAAGGAGAUGUCAAUGUUUCAGUCCCCAAGAUUGAAGGAGACAUCAAAGGUCCAAACCUAGACAUUGAAGGUCCAGAUGGUAAAAUCAAAGGGCCGAAAUUCAAGAUGCCAUCAAUAUCAGGACCAAACAUCUCAAUGCCUGACAUGGACUUCAACCUGAAAGGUCCAAAGGUGAAGGGAGAUUUUGAUAUGUCAGGAGAUCUCAAAGCACCCAAAGUAGGUGUUGAAGGUCCAGAUGUUGACAUUGAAGGUUCAGGAGGAUUUAAGAUGCCAAAGAUGAAGAUGCCCUCAUUUGGAUUCAAAGGACCAAAAGUUGAGGGAGAUUUUGACGUCAAUCUACCUACAGGCGACAUUGACAUUGAAGGUCCAGAAAUUGACAUUGAAGGUCCAGAUGGUAAAAUCAAAGGGCCAAAAUUCAAGAUGCCAUCAAUAUCUGGACCAAAGAUCUCUAUGCCUGAUGUGGACUUCAACCUGAAAGGUCCAAAGGUGAAAGGAGAUGUCAAUGUUUCAGUCCCCAAGAUCGAAGGAGACAUCAAAGUUCCAAACCUAGACAUUGAAGGUCCAGAUGGUAAAAUCAAAGGGCCAAAAUUCAAGAUGCCAUCAAUAUCAGGACCAAACAUCUCAAUGCCUGACAUGGAUUUCAACCUGAAAGGUCCAAAGGUGAAGGGAGAUUUUGAUAUGUCAGGAGACCUCAAAGCACCCAAAGUAGGUGUUGAAGGUCCAGAUGUUGACAUUGAAGGUUCAGGAGGAUUUAAGAUGCCAAAGAUGAAGAUGCCUUCGUUUGGAUUCAAAGGACCCAAACUUGAGGGUCCAGAUAUUGAUGUCAACCUACCUAAAGCUGACAUUGACAUCAAGGCUCCCAAAAUUGAUAUUAAAGGUCCGGAACUUGACAUUGAAGGUCCAGAUGGUAAAAUCAAAGGGCCGAAAUUCAAGAUGCCAUCCAUAUCAGGCCCAAACAUCUCAAUGCCUGACAUGGACUUCAACCUGAAAGGUCCAAAGGUGAAGGGAGAUUUGGAUAUGUCAGGAAACCUCAAAGGACCGAAAGUAGACAUUGAAGGUCCAGAUGUUGACAUUGAAGGUUCAGGAGGAUUUAAGAUGCCAAAGAUGAAGAUGCCCUCAUUUGGAUUCAAAGGACCAAAAGUUGAGGGAGAUUUUGACGUCAAUCUACCUAAAGGCGACAUUGACAUUGAAGGUCCAGAAAUUGACAUUGAAGGUCCAGAUGGUAAAAUCAAAGGGCCAAAAUUCAAGAUGCCAUCAAUAUCUGGACCAAAGAUCUCUAUGCCUGAUGUGGACUUCAACCUUAAAGGUCCAAAGGUGAAAGGAGAUGUCAAUGUUUCAGUCCCCAAGAUCGAAGGAGACAUCAAAGGUCCAAACCUAGACAUUGAAGGUCCAGAUGGUAAAAUCAAAGGGCCAAAAUUCAAGAUGCCAUCAAUAUCAGGACCAAACAUCUCAAUGCCUGACAUGGAUUUCAACCUGAAAGGUCCAAAGGUGAAGGGAGAUUUUGAUAUGUCAGGAGACCUCAAAGCACCCAAAGUAGGAAUUGAAGGUCCAGACGUUGACAUUGAAGGUUCAGGAGGAUUUAAGAUGCCAAAGAUGAAGAUGCCUUCGUUUGGAUUCAAAGGACCCAAACUUGAGGGUCCAGAUAUUGAUGUCAACCUACCUAAAGCUGACAUUGACAUCAAGGCUCCCAAAAUUGAUAUUAAAGGUCCGGAACUUGACAUUGAAGGUCCAGAUGGUAAAAUCAAAGGGCCGAAAUUCAAGAUGCCAUCCAUAUCAGGCCCAAACAUCUCAAUGCCUGACAUGGAUUUCAACCUGAAAGGUCCAAAGGUGAAGGGAGAUUUUGAUAUGUCAGGAGACCUCAAAGCACCCAAAGUAGGAAUUGAAGGUCCAGAUGUUGACAUUGAAGGUUCAGGAGGAUUUAAGAUGCCAAAGAUGAAGAUGCCCUCAUUUGGAUUCAAAGGACCAAAAGUUGAGGGAGAUUUUGACGUCAAUCUACCUAAAGGCAACAUUGACAUUGAAGGUCCAGAAAUUGACAUUGAAGGUCCAGAUGGUAAAAUCAAAGGGCCAAAAUUCAAGAUGCCAUCAAUAUCUGGACCAAAGAUCUCUAUGCCUGAUGUGGACUUCAACCUGAAAGGUCCAAAGGUGAAAGGAGAUGUCAAUGUUUCAGUCCCCAAGAUCGAAGGAGACAUCAAAGGUCCAAACCUAGACAUUGAAGGUCCAGAUGGUAAAAUCAAAGGGCCAAAAUUCAAGAUGCCAUCAAUAUCAGGACCAAACAUCUCAAUGCCUGACAUGGAUUUCAACCUGAAAGGUCCAAAGGUGAAGGGAGAUUUUGAUAUGUCAGGAGACCUCAAAGCACCCAAAGUAGGAAUUGAAGGUCCAGAUGUUGACAUUGAAGGUUCAGGAGGAUUUAAGAUGCCAAAGAUGAAGAUGCCUUCGUUUGGAUUCAAAGGACCCAAACUUGAGGGUCCAGAUAUUGAUGUCAACCUACCUAAAGCUGACAUUGACAUCAAGGCUCCCAAAAUUGAUAUUAAAGGUCCGGAACUUGACAUUGAAGGUCCAGAUGGUAAAAUCAAAGGGCCGAAAUUCAAGAUGCCAUCCAUAUCAGGCCCAAACAUCUCAAUGCCUGACAUGGACUUCAACCUGAAAGGUCCAAAGGUGAAGGGAGAUUUGGAUAUGUCAGGAAACCUCAAAGGACCGAAAGUAGACAUUGAAGGUCCAGAUGUUGACAUUGAAGGUUCAGGAGGAUUUAAGAUGCCAAAGAUGAAGAUGCCCUCAUUUGGAUUCAAAGGACCAAAAGUUGAGGGAGAUUUUGACGUCAAUCUACCUAAAGGCGACAUUGACAUUGAAGGUCCAGAAAUUGACAUUGAAGGUCCAGAUGGUAAAAUCAAAGGGCCAAAAUUCAAGAUGCCAUCAAUAUCUGGACCAAAGAUCUCUAUGCCUGAUGUGGACUUCAACCUGAAAGGUCCAAAGGUGAAAGGAGAUGUCAAUGUUUCAGUCCCCAAGAUCGAAGGUGACAUCAAAGGUCCAAACCUAGACAUUGAAGGUCCAGAUGGUAAAAUCAAAGGGCCAAAAUUCAAGAUGCCAUCAAUAUCAGGACCAAACAUCUCAAUGCCUGACAUGGAUUUCAACCUGAAAGGUCCAAAGGUGAAGGGAGAUUUUGAUAUGUCAGGAGACCUCAAAGCACCCAAAGUAGGAAUUGAAGGUCCAGAUGUUGACAUUGAAGGUUCAGGAGGAUUUAAGAUGCCAAAGAUGAAGAUGCCUUCGUUUGGAUUCAAAGGACCCAAACUUGAGGGUCCAGAUAUUGAUGUCAACCUACCUAAAGCUGACAUUGACAUCAAGGCUCCCAAAAUUGAUAUUAAAGGUCCGGAACUUGACAUUGAAGGUCCAGAUGGUAAAAUCAAAGGGCCGAAAUUCAAGAUGCCAUCAAUAUCAGGACCAAACAUCUCAAUGCCUGACAUGGAUUUCAACCUGAAAGGUCCAAAGGUGAAGGGAGAUUUGGAUAUGUCAGGAAACCUCAAAGGACCAAAAGUAGACAUUGAAGGUCCAGAUGUUGACAUUGAAGGUUCAGGAGGAUUUAAGAUGCCAAAGAUGAAGAUGCCCUCAUUUGGAUUCAAAGGACCAAAAGUUGAGGGAGAUUUUGACGUCAAUCUACCUAAAGGCAACAUUGACAUUGAAGGUCCAGAAAUUGACAUUGAAGGUCCAGAUGGUAAAAUCAAAGGGCCAAAAUUCAAGAUGCCAUCAAUAUCUGGACCAAAGAUCUCUAUGCCUGAUGUGGACUUCAACCUGAAAGGUCCAAAGGUGAAAGGAGAUGUCAAUGUUUCAGUCCCCAAGAUCGAAGGAGACAUCAAAGGUCCAAACCUAGACAUUGAAGGUCCAGAUGGUAAAAUCAAAGGGCCAAAAUUCAAGAUGCCAUCAAUAUCAGGACCAAACAUCUCAAUGCCUGACAUGGAUUUCAACCUGAAAGGUCCAAAGGUGAAGGGAGAUUUUGAUAUGUCAGGAGACCUCAAAGCACCCAAAGUAGGAAUUGAAGGUCCAGAUGUUGACAUUGAAGGUUCAGGAGGAUUUAAGAUGCCAAAGAUGAAGAUGCCUUCGUUUGGAUUCAAAGGACCCAAACUUGAGGGUCCAGAUAUUGAUGUCAACCUACCUAAAGCUGACAUUGACAUCAAGGCUCCCAAAAUGGAUAUUAAAGGUCCGGAACUUGACAUUGAAGGUCCAGAUGGUAAAAUCAAAGGGCCGAAAUUCAAGAUGCCAUCCAUAUCAGGCCCAAACAUCUCAAUGCCUGACAUGGACUUCAACCUGAAAGGUCCAAAGGUGAAGGGAGAUUUGGAUAUGUCAGGAAACCUCAAAGGACCGAAAGUAGACAUUGAAGGUCCAGAUGUUGACAUUGAAGGUUCAGGAGGAUUUAAGAUGCCAAAGAUGAAGAUGCCCUCAUUUGGAUUCAAAGGACCAAAAGUUGAGGGAGAUUUUGACGUCAAUCUACCUAAAGGCAACAUUGACAUUGAAGGUCCAGAAAUUGACAUUGAAGGUCCAGAUGGUAAAAUCAAAGGGCCAAAAUUCAAGAUGCCAUCCAUAUCUGGACCAAAGAUCUCUAUGCCUGAUGUGGACUUCAACCUGAAAGGUCCAAAGGUGAAAGGAGAUGUCAAUGUUUCAGUCCCCAAGAUUGAAGGAGACAUCAAAGGUCCAAACCUAGACAUUGAAGGUCCAGAUGGUAAAAUCAAAGGGCCAAAAUUCAAGAUGCCAUCAAUAUCAGGACCAAACAUCUCAAUGCCUGACAUGGACUUCAACCUGAAAGGUCCAAAGGUGAAGGGAGAUUUUGAUAUGUCAGGAGACCUCAAAGCACCCAAAGUAGGUGUUGAAGGUCCAGAUGUUGACAUUGAAGGUUCAGGAGGAUUUAAGAUGCCAAAGAUGAAGAUGCCUUCGUUUGGAUUCAAAGGACCCAAACUUGAGGGUCCAGAUAUUGAUGUCAACCUACCUAAAGCUGACAUUGACAUCAAGGCUCCCAAAAUUGAUAUUAAAGGUCCGGAACUUGACAUUGAAGGUCCAGAUGGUAAAAUCAAAGGGCCGAAAUUCAAGAUGCCAUCCAUAUCAGGCCCAAACAUCUCAAUGCCUGACAUGGACUUCAACCUGAAAGGUCCAAAGGUGAAGGGAGAUUUGGAUAUGUCAGGAAACCUCAAAGGACCGAAAGUAGACAUUGAAGGUCCAGAUGUUGACAUUGAAGGUUCAGGAGGAUUUAAGAUGCCAAAGAUGAAGAUGCCCUCAUUUGGAUUCAAAGGACCAAAAGUUGAGGGAGAUUUUGACGUCAAUCUACCUAAAGGCGACAUUGACAUUGAAGGUCCAGAAAUUGACAUUGAAGGUCCAGAUGGUAAAAUCAAAGGGCCAAAAUUCAAGAUGCCAUCAAUAUCUGGACCAAAGAUCUCUAUGCCUGAUGUGGACUUCAACCUGAAAGGUCCAAAGGUGAAAGGAGAUGUCAAUGUUUCAGUCCCCAAGAUUGAAGGAGACAUCAAAGGUCCAAACCUAGACAUUGAAGGUCCAGAUGGUAAAAUCAAAGGGCCGAAAUUCAAGAUGCCAUCGAUAUCUGGACCAAACAUCUCAAUGCCUGACAUGGACUUCAACCUGAAAGGUCCAAAGGUGAAAGGAGAUUUUGAUAUGUCAGGAGACCUCAAAGCACCCAAAGUAGGAAUUGAAGGUCCAGAUGUCGACAUUGAAGGUUCAGGAGGAUUUAAGAUGCCAAAGAUGAAGAUGCCUUCAUUUGGAUUUAAAGGACCCACUCUUGAGGGUCCAGAUAUUGAUGUCAACCUACCUAAAGCUGACAUUGACAUCAAGGCUCCCAAAAUUGAUAUUAAAGGUCCAAAACUUGACAUUGAAGGUCCAGAUGGUAAAAUCAAAGGGUCGAAAUUCAAGAUGCCAUCCAUAUCAGGCCCAAACAUCUCAAUGCCUGACAUGGACUUCAACCUGAAAGGUCCAAAGGUGAAAGGAGAUUUUGAUAUGUCAGGAGACCUCAAAGCACCCAAAGUAGGCAUUGAAGGUCCAGAUGUUGACAUUGAAGGUUCAGGAGGAUUUAAGAUGCCAAAGAUGAAAAUUCCAUCAUUCGGAAUCAAAGGACCUAAACUGGAAGGUGCGGAUGUUGAUCUUAACCUACCCAAAGCUGAUAUUGACAUCAAGGGACCGAGUUUUGACAUUUCACGUCCAGAUCUCAACAUCAAAGGCCCUGAUGCAAAGUUGUCCAGUGGAUCCCUUGAUAUGGGAAGUCCCAGUUUCAGUAUUGACAAACCAGAUGUCAAGUUUCCAAAGUUCAAAGGUCCCACGUUUGGUAUUAGGUCACCUGAAGUUGAAGGACCUGAACUGAAUAUUUCUCACGGAAAGAUGGAUGUGAAGGCACCUGUGGUUGACCUUAACCUAGGGGAUGCAAAUAUCAAAGGACCUAAAUUCAAGGCACCAAAGAUCCAUAUGGGAGGCAAGAGCCCCAAAUUAGAUGUUAAUUUGCCAGAGGGUGACAGUAGUCUAGAAGCCCCUGAUGUUGACAUUCAUGUCAAAGGAAAGAAAGGUAAAUUCAAACUACCCAAAAUCAAAGGGAAAGCAAAGAAAGCUGAUGUAGAUAUUGACCUUGAAACAUCAGGUGUAGAUUUAGAUGUUGACUCUCCUGAGCUUCACCUGAAAGGAGCAAAAGUAAAGAAACCCUUCUUUGGAAAACUUCAUUUCCCUGAUGUGGAAUUUGAUGUAAAAUCUCCCAAAGUUAAAGGCGAUGGCUCUCUGUCUGGUGGCUUGUCAUCUGGGAGCCUACAAGCCAAUAUUGAAGCACCAGAUCUAAAUGUGCAAGUCCCAGAUGUAAAAACUAAGUCUAACAUAAAAUUUCCAGGGAUGAAAAUCAGAGGGCCCCAGGUAAAUGUACCUGAUGUCGAUGUAAAUGUGAACAGGAAAAAUCUGAAAGGAGAGGCAAGCCUUUCAGGAGAUUUAAAAGGUCCUAAAAUUGAUAUUGGAGGAGGGGGAGGAGGAGUAGAUGUAGACUCAAAUGUUUCAGGAUACAGUGGACUACAUUUCCCAGAGGGACAUGUGUCAUUCCCCAAAAUCAAUGUUCCAAAGUACCAUGGACCAGAGAUGGGAGAAGAUGUUGAUGCAGGAGCAAGAGCAGGGGCAGGGGCAGGGGCAGCAGUGCGGGGUGGAAAGAUUGAUGUGCAGGCUCCUUCGGUUAGUGGUAGUUCUCCGAGCCUGGAGCUGCACAGUGGUGAGAAAGUAAAGGUCAAGAUGCCAAGGUUCGGUUUUGGCAAGUCAAAAGCAAAGGGAGGUAGUGCAGCGGAUCUUAGCUUCCAGGGACCGGACGCAGAACUUAGAGCCGGUGGUAGUGGUGGCGUUAAGGGCUCCAAAGAGUUGAGUUUAAGUCAUGGGGAGUUAGUAAGUGGCAAGUUGUCUGUAGAGGGAGGAUCUGGGCAUAGUGUGUCCCCUAAGAGCAAGUCAGCCUCACUGGAUCUUUUUAAGAAAUCAAGGCAUCGGUCUUCCUCUGUGGCGAGUGACGAGGGAGAUCUGGCUGUGUCUUCCCCCUCAAGUCACUUAAGUGCUGAGGGUGGCGACAUCUCUGUAGAUGUUGGGGGGGCCAAGGUGAAAGGAAAGAAGUUAAAGUUUGGCACCUUUGGUGGUUUUGGCUCAAAGUCAAAGGGCUCAUAUGAAGUGCGUCUGGGUGAAGGUAGUGAAGAGAGAGUUGAGGUAAGUGGAGGUGUAUCUCUCCCCUCUAAAAAGUCUAGAAUCUCUUCAUCCUCCAGCAGCGACAGUGGGUCUAGAGGUGGUUUCCGUUUCCCAAAACUCGAGUUGUCUGUGUCACCAAAGAAAUGAUGAAUUGUGAGGCUAAUUAUAAACUACUACCCAAUUGUCUGUUCCAUGUACACAACACCCCUAUCUGCUCAAGUUUUUAAAACUUGACAGAUGAGUUCACAUCUCAUCUCAAUGUAACAAUACAUGUGUGUUAUUCCCUUUGGACUUUCUUCACACAUUUUACUUAUUACAUAUGGGGUAGAUGACAUUGUUCAGACUACAAUUUAACUGUAAAUAAGAUGAAUCUGUAUUGUAAUAUUAAGUAUUGUCUUUUGUACAUAGUCAAAAUUUAUUGAACUUAUUACCAUCUUACCAAAUUCAUACCAAUAGUGCCUCACAUGUUUAGUCCAAGUGUUGCAUUGCAUUCUUUUAAAAUGCAUUUAGUUAAGAUUAGGUGUGGUAUUUUUGUAUCCAGGGGGUCUAUUGCACAAACAUAGUUUAGAUUCAAUUGUUAUUUUGAAGAAAAGUAUGUUUAUACACAGACAACAACUACGUUUUUAUGUAUGAAAUAAUUUACAUUUGUUUUGAAGCUUUGGAUAUAUAAUCGUUGCAGAAGCAUAUUUACUCAACAUAGAGCAGGGCCCUGUAUAACAUUCUAUCAAGAGUGACAAUGCUAUUAGAGACCAUCAUUGAAAAUAAAAGCAAUGUUAAUGUAAACUAUAAACUCUAUUAACAGCUGUUUUUAAUCUUUGAGAGAGAGAAUGUACUUCUUAUUUAAUUUUAUUUUAUUUUUUUUACAUCCAUUUGAUUACUACAAUUUGUCCCUUUUCGCUUCAACGCCUUUAAUUUGAAUUCUACUCAAAUGGCAAAGUGGUCGAAAUUGAAAAAUAGUACAGCAUAUGCUGAAGAAUCCAUUUGUAUUUUUUAUUUUUUUUAAAUUCUUUUACAAUCAAGAGAUGUAAUGUAAAGAAACAGAAUAACAGAAGCAAAUCGUGUUUUUAAUGAAGACAUUGUAUUACAUUCAGGUGGAUCACUCUCUCUCUCAAUGUCUCUCCAUUUCUCUCCCUCACUGUCUCACUCUUUCUCUCUCUCACUGUCUCACUUAAUGCAAGUCUCUGGUGUUUGGUUAUACUAAAGAAAAUAUAUGACUAUUAUGAAUAAAGAGUCACGCUGUAUUUUUUGUUGUUGCACCUUUUAUAGGUAAACAAAUAUCUGCAAUGUUAAUAACAGAGAACGAAAGCUGAAAAUGUCCUCGCUUUUGUUUGAUGGAGUUGGAGUUUUGAAUACUAUUUGGAUCUAUUGUGUUUCAUUCUGCAAAAUAAAUCUAAUAAACGGUUAAGAUACCAA
Salmo salar (Atlantic salmon) is the source of this 19302-nucleotide messenger RNA. NCBI's taxonomy places the organism in Eukaryota, Metazoa, Chordata, Actinopteri, Salmoniformes, Salmonidae. The record is from RefSeq and is a predicted model, not a curated record.